Molecule: messenger RNA, 2210 nt
Organism: Branchiostoma belcheri (Belcher's lancelet)
Lineage: Eukaryota; Metazoa; Chordata; Leptocardii; Amphioxiformes; Branchiostomatidae
Product: NIF3-like protein 1
Exons: 5
Coding region: 12-1058 (348 amino acids)
Cellular component (GO): mitochondrion; cytoplasm
Source: RefSeq, a predicted model, not a curated record
UACAUAAGAGCAUGUGGAGAAGGAUGCUAUGGAGGAAGUCACUUGGUAGAACAGUUUGCUGCAGGUUUUUCAGUUCUUUGAGUAAAAACACUCCACCUAAACACUUCCAACCACAGAAACUCAGUGCAAAGACUCUCUCCACAACUGUGUCAUCCAAAAUGGCAGACUUAGCAAAUGUUGUGAGUGCGCUGAACAAUUUUGCUCCUCCAAGUCUAGCUGAGAGCUGGGAUAACGUCGGCCUCUUAGUGGAACCAUCCCCACCCCAUCAGGUAUCCCGGAUGCUGCUUACAAAUGAUCUGACAGAGGGCGUUCUUUCGGAAGCUGUAGAGAGGAAGGCGAACUUGAUCUUGUCAUACCACCCUCCCAUCUUUGUCCCCAUGAAGAGGCUGACACAGAGGAGCUGGAAGGAGAGGAUCGCGGUUCGGUGUCUGGAGAACCGAAUCGCUGUGUACUCUCCGCACACCGCGUACGAUGCCGUGAAAGGAGGCGUAAAUGACUGGCUGGCAACAGGCUUGGGUAAUGGUGGCAGCUGCACCAGGAUCAACAUGAGGUGUUCCCAGCAUGCAUUGGUACAGGCUGUUGACUGUGUCAAUCAAACUCUUGGAGACAAGGCAGACACAAGUCUUCAAGUGAUGAAACUAGAGAAGCCCCCCCUCCCAGGUGCCGGAAUGGGACGGCUGGUGACAUUGGAUGACCCUGUCACACUAUCUGACCUGCUAUCUAGGGUCAAGACUCAUCUGGGACUGAACCAUGUCAGACUGGCUGUGGGGGAGGGCAGGACCUUGGAAGGUCCCACAGUGAGAAGUGUUGCCCUGUGUGCUGGUUCAGGUGGAAGUGUGCUGAAGGGGGUCAGAGCCGAUGCUUACCUGACGGGGGAGAUGUCUCAUCAUGAUGUGCUGGAUGCUGUUGCUAUGGGAACGAGUGUCAUCCUGUGCGAACACAGCAACACUGAGAGGGGUUUCCUACGUGUGUUGCAGGGGAAGCUGACUGCAAUGUUUGAUGGGAAGGUUGAGGUGAUGGUGUCAGAUGUUGACAAGGAUCCUCUUGAAGUUGUGUAAUAUUGGAAUCAGCACAUUGGUAAAAUUGUACUGCUGUAACAGUCAAGGGGCAUGUAGUACGGUCUCCUGGCUCCUGGGAUUCGAACCCAGGCAAACUCAACACACCAACUGCAAGGCCAAAAGGUCUGGACCAGUUGGACUGGUCAGUUGGUGGCACUUGAUCCCCACUGUUACAAACAACCCAUAAUGUAUUGUGCAUAGCACUUCAGCAAAACAUCUUGUUAGAGGCCGUAUUUAAUUAAGAAAUACAACAGCUGGUCUAAAGAGAGAUUUUCCUUGCAGAGCCAAUUUUGUAUAUUCUACUUGUCAAUGGAACAUGUCAGAAGCACCUAUUAUCAACAGUGACGUCUGUCCAACACUGGAGAAUGUACUUCAUACUUCAUUGGGCUUCAGUGUUAUGAUAGGUGGAUAUUGGACCAGUUGAACGGUCAAGCUCAUGUAUUAGUGGAUAGAUCACAAAAUUUAUAUAUACCAUGUUAAUACAUUUACUAAAGGUUAUUCCAUUUGUCAAGUUUAAGGGGAUAAAAUUAGUGUUGAUUUUAGACCAAUCUUGCUUGUCAUGUUUAACUAUUAUCCUGAUACCCCUUGAACAUCUUAAUGGAAUAGCCCCAAAACUAUUCUAUUUUGUUUGAAAACUUUGAGCACAAGUCUAAUAAUUAUUUGUAACUGAUCAGCAAGUACAAACUUACAGCACUCCUUGCUCAAAGGUUUCACGCCUCAAAUGAGAGCUGUGAGCCGGGUUUGCUUGAUGGUUCUGUGUACACCAUGCCUCUCCCAUCUGUCACAUCCUGCAGAAAUAGGGGUCCCCUAGGUGAGACUCGGCAUCCCCCAAAAAUAAAUCCUGUCAGCGGCUUCUCCAUGUCCUCUUUGUUCCAUCACCAAUCCGUCUUGGGUAGUUGUGAGCUACAAGAGGCAGGCAAUUACCCAACGCUCGUUUAUUCUUCAUAAUGGCUGUAGAGGGAGGGACAACAAAUUGAUCUGGAAUGGGGUGUUAUGUCCUUACCGAUAAAUGCCAUUGAAGCCGGGAACAGAUGAUGCAUGAAGAAGUUUUAGUGCCUCCAAAAGUGGAUUUAAUCAAUAAGCUGCGUUCUGAUUGUUGCAGAUUUCUGUUUACAUUAUCGCAUUUGACCUAAUUGUUGUUGUAACGAGGUA